UUUUCCCACACCCUGCCAUUUCUAGCGUCUUAUUGCUUUCUAGCGAAAAAAUUAAUUUCGCGCUCUUAUUCUUAUUUUGUGUGAAUUUUUUGGCAACCAAAGGUGCGAAUGGCCGACGAAGACGAUGAGGGUGCCCAUAGGAUGGCGCCGGCGCCGAUUCGCAAGCCAGACGAUGAAACGGCCUUCCUGGAGUACAUUGAAAUGGAGAACUUCAAGUCCUACCGCGGCCACAUAGUGGUGGGUCCUCUGAAACAAUUCAACGCCGUGAUCGGGCCCAACGGAUCCGGCAAGUCCAACUUCAUGGAUGCCAUCAGUUUCGUGAUGGGCGAAAAGACCAGCAGCUUGCGAGUGAAACGUCUGAACGAUUUGAUCCAUGGCUCCUCAAUCGGCAAGCCAGUUUCUCGCAGCUGCUAUGUGACGGCGAAGUUUGUGCUCAACCAGGAAAAGCAUAUGGAUUUUCAACGAGCCGUGAUCAGCGGCUCUUCAGAGUUCCGCAUUAACGGAGAGAGCGUUUCGAGCAACACCUACCUCAACAAGCUAGAGAAAAUAGGAAUCAAUGUUAAGGCCAAAAACUUUUUGGUUUUCCAGGGAGCCGUGGAGAACAUAGCCAUGAAGACGCCCAAAGAACGUACGGCAUUGUUUGAGGAAAUUAGCGGCUCUGGCCUGCUCAAGGAUGACUACAAUCGUCUAAAACAGGAAAUGAUUGUGGCCGAGGAAGAGACUCAAUUCACUUACCAAAAGAAGAAAGGUAUUGCCGCAGAACGAAAGGAGGCGAAGCACGAAAAGAUGGAAGCCGAUCGCUACACCCGCCUGCAAAACGAAUACAAUGAGAAACAAGUGGAGUAUCAACUGUUUAGACUAUUCCAUGUAGAGCGCGACAUACGGAAGUUCACUGGAGAUUUGGAGGUGAGGCAGCAGGAAGUGAAGACAGUGGAGCAACGGAAGGAAGCCGCCGAUGAAAUUCUGCGUGAAAAGAAGAAGGAUGCGGGAAAGAUAACUCGAGACCUGGCCAAAAUUGAUCAGGAGAUUCGGGAAUUUGAGACCCAGAUGAAUAAACGGCGGCCGCUGUACAUAAAAGCCAAGGAAAAGGUUACCCACUGCAAGAAGAAGCUCGUUUCGCUCCAGAAAACCCUUGAGACGGCCCGCGAGGCGGACAAUGCCCACCAGUCGGAUAUUCGAAAACUGGAGAAGCAGCUAGCUGAUGUCGAGGCCCUGAAAAAGCGGUUCGAAGACGAAAUCGAGAACGAAUCGCAGCGCCGGGGCAAGAGUGUUAACAUGGAGGAGGGUCUUGUGCAGGAAUACGAUCGUCUUAAACAAGAGGCGGAGGCCACAGCCACCCAAUACCGUUCCGAGCUGGACUCAGUAAAUCGGGAGCAGAAAUCGGAACAGGAUACUCUCGAUGGUGAGACCAACCGCCGCGCCUCGGUAGAGGAAUCAUUUAAGAAGCUCACCUUACAGCGCGAGGAAGCUGUAAAACGUCGAGAUAAACUUAUGGAUCACAUUAAAUCCUCGCAGGCGGCUCUAGAGGAGCAGAAUCGUAUUAAGGAUGAACUCCGACGAGAUGUAGGCACCUCCAAAGAGAAAAUUGCCGAGAAGCAACGCGAGCUGGAGGACGUACGCGACCAACUAGGCGAUGCCAAAAGCGAUAAGCACGAGGAUGCUCGGCGGAAAAAGAAACAAGAGGUAGUGGAGUUGUUUAAGAAGCAAGUUCCGGGAGUCUACGACCGUAUGAUAAAUAUGUGUCAGCCUACUCACAAGCGGUACAACGUGGCCGUCACCAAAGUCCUGGGAAAGUUUAUGGAAGCUAUUAUUGUGGACACCGAGAAAACGGCGCGACACUGCAUUCAGAUAUUGAAAGAGCAAAUGCUGGAAGUCGAAACUUUUUUGCCCUUGGACUACUUGCAAGUCAAACCAUUAAAAGAAAGACUUCGUAACAUAAGCGAUCCGCGUAAUGUCCGAUUGGUCUUUGAUGUGCUCAAAUUCGAGCCGCAGGAGAUCGAACGUGCCGUCCUUUUUGCGACUGGAAACGCUCUCGUCUGCGAGACUCCUGAGGACGCCAUGAAAGUAGCCUACGAAAUUGACCGAUCCCGUUUCGAUGCUCUGGCUUUGGACGGAACGUUCUACCAGAAAUCUGGUCUCAUAUCUGGUGGCAGUCACGAUUUGGCGCGGAAGGCCAAGCGGUGGGACGAGAAGCAUAUGGCCCAGCUGAAAAUGCAAAAGGAGCGCCUUCAAGAAGAGCUCAAGGAGCUAGUAAAAAAGUCACGCAAACAGAGUGAGCUCGCUACUGUGGAGUCGCAGAUCAAGGGACUGGAGAAUCGGCUUAAGUAUAGUAUGGUAGAUUUGGAGUCCUCAAAGAAGUCAAUUGCUCAGUAUGAUAGCCAGUUACAGCAGGUGCAAACCCAGCUGGAUGAUUUCGGGCCCAAGAUUCUCGAGAUCGAACGUCGUAUGCAAAACCGAGAGGAGCACAUUCAAGAAAUUAAAGAAAACAUGAACAAUGUGGAGGACAAGGUAUACGCCUCGUUCUGUCGCCGUUUGGGUGUAAAGAACAUUCGGCAAUACGAGGAGCGGGAACUUGUGAUGCAGCAGGAGCGGGCACGAAAGCGGGCCGAGUUUGAGCAGCAAAUAGAUUCCAUAAACUCGCAGCUGGACUUCGAGAAGCAGAAAGACACGAAAAAGAAUGUGGAGCGGUGGGAGCGUAGCGUUCAGGAUGAGGAAGAUGCUCUGGAGGGACUGAAAACUGCUGAGGCCCGCUAUUUGAAGGAAAUAGAUGAAGACAAGGAGAAAAUGGAGAAGUUCAAGCAAGAGAAGCAGGCCAAGAAGCAAGCCGUGGAUGAUAUGGAAGAGGACAUCUCUAAAGCCAGGAAAGAUGUGGCAAAUCUAGCUAAAGAAAUCCAUAACGUAGGCAGCCAUUUAUCUUCAGUAGAGUCAAAGAUCGAGGCCAAGAAAAACGAACGCCAAAACAUACUGUUGCAAGCGAAAACCGAUUGCAUAGUGGUGCCUUUGUUGCGCGGCUCGCUGGACGACGCAGUGCGACAAAGCGAUGCUGACGUUGCCUCGACCUCUGCGGCAGCAGCAGCAGCAAUGGAUAAUCUUAUUGAAGUGGAUUAUGGAUCCUUACCACGAGAAUAUACCAAAUUAAAGGAUGACUCCGCCUUCAAAAAGGCCCAUGAAUCGCUCCAAAAGGAUCUGCAAAGUAAAUUAGACGUUUUGGAGCGAAUACAGACGCCAAAUAUGAAGGCCAUGCAGAAACUCGAUGCUGUUACGGAAAAGGUGCAAUCUACCAAUGAGGAGUUCGAGAAUGCAAGAAAAAAGGCUAAGAAAGCCAAGGCGGCAUUCGAACGGGUAAAGAACGAGCGAUCCUCUCGCUUUGUUGCUUGCUGCCAGCACAUCUCGGAUGCCAUCGAUGGUAUAUACAAGAAAUUGGCUCGUAACGAGGCAGCCCAGGCCUACAUUGGGCCCGAUAAUCCGGAGGAACCGUAUCUUGAUGGUAUCAACUACAAUUGUGUAGCGCCCGGCAAACGUUUCCAACCCAUGAACAAUUUGAGUGGUGGUGAAAAAACAAUUGCAGCCUUGGCACUGCUCUUCUCCACGCACAGUUUUCAACCAGCGCCGUUCUUUGUCCUUGACGAGAUCGACGCCGCUUUGGACAACACCAAUAUUGGCAAAGUCGCUUCAUACAUUAGAGAUCACACGACCAACCUGCAAACUAUAGUGAUCUCCUUGAAGGAAGAGUUCUACGGUCACGCUGAUGCGCUAGUAGGCAUUACGCCUGGGGAAGGUGACUGCCUCGUAUCAAAUGUUUAUAUAAUGGACUUGACAGAGUUCGAGGACAUAUAAAAUAAUAAUUCAUAUUUACUUUAAGCAUUAGAUAUUAAGAUUAAAGUUCUCCAUUUCCAAGUAAUAAAUCAAGUAAUUGUCUAGAUGUACAAUUUUGUAACUAUAA
Drosophila eugracilis is the source of this 3943-nucleotide messenger RNA. It is a transcript of the gene SMC1, whose product is annotated as structural maintenance of chromosomes protein 1A. NCBI's taxonomy places the organism in Eukaryota, Metazoa, Arthropoda, Insecta, Diptera, Drosophilidae. Gene Ontology annotation, cellular component: nucleus; cohesin complex; chromosome. Gene Ontology annotation, biological process: sister chromatid cohesion. The record is from RefSeq and is a predicted model, not a curated record. The transcript has 11 exons. The coding region runs from base 109 to 3837 and encodes 1242 amino acids. Gene Ontology annotation, molecular function: DNA binding; ATP hydrolysis activity; protein binding.